AUGUCACCCACAAGUAAAAGUUCCGGAAAGAAUUUAGAAUCUGAAACAUCUUUGUGUGCUGUAUUACUUGCAGACAGUUUUAAUGAACGCUUUAGGCCCAUAACACUUGAGAAGCCCAGAUGUCUCUUACCCUUGUGCAAUACUCCCCUUAUAGAGUAUACUUUAGAAUUUCUUGCCGUAGCUGGCGUGCAAGAAGUUGUUUUAUUUUGUCGAGAACAUGUUGAUCAAAUAAAAGCUUACUUAAAUGCAUCAAAGUGGAAUCGAUCAUAUUCAGCAAUAAAAAUAACUACUAUUAUUACACCAGAGGCACGCUCAGUUGGGGAUGUAUUACGCGAAUUAGACGCGAAACAGUUAAUUAGUUCCGAUUUUAUACUUGUUACUGGUGAUGUGGUAUCAAAUAUCAACCUUGAGCAGGUGUUGGCAGCUCACAGAGAUCGAAAAUUGGUUGAUAAAAAUGCAAUCAUGACUAUGGUUGUCAAAGAAGCAAGUCUGCUUCAUCGAACAAGAACGAUUAGCGAUUCCUCGAUAUUUGUAUUAGACGGACAGACCAAUGAGUGUGUACACUACGAAGCUGUUGAAAUAUUUCCGCGAAAACGGCGUAUGGAAAUGGAUCUUGAAGUAUUCCAAAAACAUACCGAUGUUCAAAUAAGGAACGAUUUGAUCGAUUGUCAAAUUGAUAUCUGUUCUGUUGAGGUUCCUGCUCUAUUUACCGAGAAUUUUGAUUACCAAGAUAUUCGAAAAGAUUUUGUUUAUGGAAUCCUAACAUCAGAUCUACUAGGUAAGACAAUAUAUUGUCAUACAUUAAAAGACGCUUACGCCGCACGAGUAAAAAGUCUACAAAGCUAUGAUGCAAUCAGCAAAGAUAUGUUAUCACGUUGGACAUAUCCAAUUGUACCGGAUAGUAAUUUGCAAGAGAGAGAUAGCUAUGAAUAUAUGCGUGGACAAAUAUACAAGGAACAAGAUGUAGUGUUAUCAAGAUCUUGUGUUUUGGGUGUGAGAGUUUUGAUUGGAACUGGCACAGAGAUUGCUCAAAACUCUAAAAUAACGAAUACCGUGAUUGGACGACGGGUGAAGAUUGGACCCAAUGUUAUAAUCGACGGUGCUUACAUUUGGGAUGACGUGACAAUCAAGGCAAACUGUUCUGUCUCAAGAUCGAUAUUAGCCAAUGGUGUAGUUCUCGAAGAAAACGUUAUCAUCAAUAAAGGAUGUUUAUUGUCAUUCAAUGUCGUCGUUGGUCCUAAUAUCACCUUGGCGCCGUAUACGAAAUUGACUACCCGUUUGGCAUCAUUCCAAUGUGAUGAUGACGAAGAGGAAGAGGUGGGAAUUGUGGCAAAGGAUAAAUAUGAUCGUCAAGUAAUCGGAGCUCUGGGCAUCGGACAUCUUUGGAAAGACGAAAAUUUGGAGGAUGAUGACCAAGAUCCUAGAAAUCUACAAGUCUCUUCAUUAGCGUACGAUUUGUCAACUCUAAAAAUGUCCGAUAGUGAAUCAUCAGCUUCGGUUAUAAGUGAUGACACUGAAGAUGAGGGAAGUGAUGCAGAACAACAAAAACAAUUUAAAGAGGAAGAUGAAGAUUUCUCACGUGAAGUUGCACAAACACUUGAACGCGCUUUUGCAGAAGGUCACACCGUUGAAAAUACGAUAUUAGAACUAAAGGCGCUAAAGAUGGCGUCGAAUGCCACGUUUCAUGAUUUAAGAACUGUUGUGAUACCAAGUGUUUUGGCCCAAAUUGACAUACCAAAGUUUCUCUCUGCUAUUCAAAAAGAAUUUACCUCUCAUGUGGAAGAGGUUCUUACUCGAUGGUCACCUCUUAUUUCCGAAGUGAUUCAUUCGCCAUCUGAUCAACUUGACGCAUUAUAUAUACUUCAGGAGCAUUGUGCUGCACGACAAGAAUCACAUACACGAUUACUGCCACCUUCACUUCAUCUACUUUACAAAUUAGAUGUGGUGGAGGAAGACGCGAUCAUUCAUUGGUAUAAUUCGGAUCGUGCAAAAGGAGUAGGAGCAAGACAACAAGAAAACGUGGAGAUUGCCGUUCAACAAUUAAAAACAUUAAACCCAGCUUGA
This is a messenger RNA of Ambispora gerdemannii, 2064 nucleotides long. Lineage: Eukaryota; Fungi; Glomeromycota; Glomeromycetes; Archaeosporales; Ambisporaceae. The record is from the annotation of a GenBank genome assembly.